AGUUUUUUGCCCCGCUGCGCAGAUGUCGUAUCGAUCAUCUUUCUGCAUGCAUUGGCUGCGUCAGCCACUCGCACAUCACCCAUGUUCGCCCACUACCACCGCCACGUCGUCAUCGUCGUCGUCGCCGCUGUGGCGUCUACGGAAGCCCUCGUGUGCGCUGCGUUGCGUCUCGACCAACUUCUCUGGUGCUUCUGCUUCUGCCGCGGUGGCGGUGCGGACGGUCCCUCUCUUUGCGGCCCGCUUCUGUCAGACACACGCCGCCUCCCCCGUCGAGACAGCAGCAGAAGCAGAAGCAGCAGGAGCAGCGUCUUCAUCGUCCUCCGUAUCGCCGCCACUACGUGAUCGCUUCGUGUGCCCGGAGUGCGGCAAGCGCUUCCUCUGUGCCGCUAACCUUCUGCAGCACCGCAUCGCGCGUCACGGCCUUCACGUCGUGACGGCGGAGGAGACGGCGCGAGCGGCACUCAUCGCAGCCAACGCGGAGCUGGCCCGAGAGCUGGCGCGGCUACGCGCCCUUGUGAUGCAACUGAAAGGAGAAGAGCAGCCCGCCGUCACCACCACCACCACCACUAACCCCAACACGAUGACACACAACGCAUCAGCAGACGGCGCGUCGACCAUGACAAAAGCGUACCCCAGUGCGGUCUUAACGGGACAGCUGAUGGAGGUAAGCGCCGGUCUCGCGCGAGAGUGGCAGCGCAGCGGGCUGGCCCUCGGCACAGGUGUCUCAUUCGUGAGCUGUAUAGGGACCGUUCGCGGGCCGGUGCAAGUCGGGACACUCGCAGGCGCCGCCGCAGCAGCAGCAGCGUCAGCAGCAUCCCCGCGAGUGGUGCAGUUCACGUUGGAAGCCCAUGGUUAUCGUGAGCGCCGUCCCGGGCAGCUGAAGAUGUACCGCGCGCACAUGCUCGUGCGCUACAUCCCAUCCCGGCCCUACCAUGACAAGGUGAUCCGCAGCUCGACUGGCGAGACGGCAGCGGCGGCGGCGGCGCUCUUCGCUGUCGACGAGGGGGACGUGGUGCGAGUGCAGGGCCACUACGGCCUGCACAACAGCUACGACAUGGUCUCGAAGCUGCCGGUGGAGAACGUGGUGGUGGAGGCUGACUUUGUCGGGCUGCUCAUGCGGCGGCGGUCGUCGUCGUCUGCAGGCGCCGUCGUGCCGGGGAUGAAGAUCGUUGAGUCGUCCUCGCAAUGUGGACCAACGGUGAUGCACAAGGAAGGCGAGGCGGCAGAAGAAAGGAGGGAAGGGGUGGAGCCGGCGGUGGCGGCGGCACUGCCAGCGCCGCCUCUGACCUGCAGCACAACAUCAACGGCUUUCCACUCCUCAACCGAUCUGUUGAACUCCGCCCUCGCACCAGCAUCGACGACAACGGCAACGACGAGCGACAGCAGACGUACGAACUCCGCCGCGGGAACGGCGAGGCCGGAGCGUCGGUCUGGCGAAAAGGGCCAACACGCGAGGCGGUAA
Leptomonas pyrrhocoris is the source of this 1462-nucleotide messenger RNA. RefSeq names its product putative mitochondrial unspecified product. NCBI's taxonomy places the organism in Eukaryota, Euglenozoa, Kinetoplastea, Trypanosomatida, Trypanosomatidae. The record is from RefSeq and is a predicted model, not a curated record. The coding region runs from base 23 to 1462 and encodes 479 amino acids. The transcript has a single exon.